GUGCCUGCCCCGGGGCUCGGCGCGCGCGAUCCCGAUCGGGAUCGGGACCGGGAUCGGGAUCGGGAUCAAUUACCGGUAACCGAUCCCUAUAACCGGUAACGGGGGAUAUCCCCCCCCCCCCCUUCCGUAUCCCAUUCCGGUACCGACCCCCGGCGGGAUCCCCCGGCCCCGCCCGCCCCUCCCGGUACCGUGCUCCACCAUGAUGAAGUUUCGGUUCCGGCGGCAGGGUGCCGACCCGCACCGGGACCGCAUCCGGCACGACCUGUUCGCCUUCAGUAAGACAGUGGAGCACGGCUUCCCCAGCCAGCCCAGCGCCCUGGCCUAUGACCCUGUGCUGCGUGUGAUGGCCAUCGGCACCAAGGCUGGAGCAGUGAAGCUAUAUGGCGCGCCAGGCGUGGAGCUGACCGGCUUGCACAAGGAGACAGCCACUGUCACCCAGCUGCACUUCCUCCCUGGCCAGGGCUGGCUCCUGUCCCUGCUGGAUGACAACACCCUGCACCUCUGGGAGGUGUGCCAGAGGGAUGGAUGCUCCCACCUGGAAGAGACCCGAAGCUUCGGCCUCCCUGGACGCCCAGGGUGCUCUCCUGGCAUCACCCGGGUGACGGUGGUGCUGCCCACAUCCUGCUGUGCUGUGGCCUGCCUGGGUACUGAGGGUGGUGCAGUGUACUUCCUCUCCCUGCCCACCCUGGUGCUGCUGGAGGACAGAACCCUGUUCCCGGAUGAGGUCCUGCAGAGUGUUCCGGAUGAGUACCGCUGUGGGAAGGCACUGGGACCGGUGGAGUCCAUCCAGGAGCAUCCGCAGGACAACAACCGGCUCCUCAUCGGCUACAGCCGGGGACUGGUGGUACUCUGGGAGCAGAGCACACGUGUGGUCCAGCACCUCUUCCUUGGGAACCAGCAGUUGGAGAGCCUGGCUUGGGAGCAGAGUGGGAAGAGCAUCGUCAGCUCCCACAGUGAUGGGGGGUACAUGGUGUGGGCCGUCAGUGGGGCCGGACAGAAGACCCAGCAGCCCGUCAUGUCCACCAUCCCCUAUGGUCCAUUCCCUUGCAAAGCCAUCAGCAAAAUCCUGUGGCGGACCUGCGAGUCGGGGAACCCCUUCAUCAUCUUCAGCGGGGGGAUGCCAAGGGCCAGCUAUGGGGACCGGCACUGUGUGAGUGUGCUGCAGGGACAGACCCUGGCCACGCUCGACUUCACCUCUAGGGUCAUUGACUUCUUCACUGUGCACAGCCCCGAGGUGCCCGAGGGAGGCUUUGAGAACCCCCGUGCCCUCGUGGUGCUGGUGGAGGAGGAGCUGGUGGCCAUAGACCUGCGCACACCGGGAUGGCCGAGCAUCCCUGCGCCGUACCUGGCACCGCUGCACUCCUCUGCCAUCACCUGCUCCUGCCACGUCUCCAAUGUGCCCCUCAAGCUCUGGGAGAGGAUCAUCAGUGCUGGGGAGCAGCAGAGCCCCCGGCUCUCCUGUGCUGCUUGGCCCAUUGAUGGGGGGAAGAACCUGGCACAGGAGCCCACACAAAGGGGGCUUCUCCUCACGGGGCAUGAGGAUGGCACCGUGCGGUUCUGGGAUGCCUCAGGGGUCUCCCUGAAGCCCCUCUACAAGCUGGGCACUGCCAGCAUCUUCCAGACCGACUGUGAGCACAACGACAGCCUCAACCAGGCGGCCGAGGAGGAGUGGCCUCCAUUCCGCAAGGUGGGCUGCUUUGAUCCCUACAGUGACGACCCACGCCUGGGGGUGCAGAAGAUUGCUCUGUGCAAGUACACGGCCAAGAUGGUGGUGGCUGGGACAGCAGGGCAGGUGCUGGUGAUGGAGCUGAGCGAUGAGAAGUCAGAGCAUGCAGUGAGUGUGGCCACCGUGGACCUGCUGCAGGACCGGGAGGGCUUCACCUGGAAGGGCCACGACCGGCUGGCCCCACGGAACGGGCCCUUGCCCUUCAGCCCUGGCUUCCAGCCCAGUGUCCUGGUGCAGUGUGUGCCCCCUGCCGCCGUCACCGCCGUCACCCUCCACUCCGAAUGGAACCUCGUGGCCUUCGGCACCAGCCACGGCUUCGGGCUCUUUGACUAUUACCGGCGCAACCCCGUCCUGGCCAGGUGCACACUGCACCCCAAUGACUCCCUGGCCAUGGAGGGGCCCCUGUCCCGGGUGAAGUCCCUUAAGAAGUCCCUGCGGCAGUCGUUCCGGCGCAUCCGCAAGAGCCGCGUGUCGGGCAAGAAGAGGCUCAGCACCGGCAGCCCCUCCAGCAAGGUCCAGGAGGCCAAUGCUCAGCUGGCGGAGCAGGCAGGACCCCCCGAGGUGGAGAUGACACCAGUGCAGCGCCGCAUUGAGCCGCGCUCUGCCGAUGACUCCCUCUCUGGGGUCGUGCGGUGCCUUUACUUCGCUGACACCUUCCUGCGGGAUGCCGCACACCACGGCCCCACAAUGUGGGCAGGGACCAACUCGGGGUCGGUGUUCGCCUAUGCCCUGGAGGUGCCGUCGCAGGAGAAGUUCUCGGAGCGGGCGGUGGAGGCAGUGCUGGGGAAGGAGAUCCAGCUCAUGCACCGUGCGCCCGUGGUGGCCAUCGCGGUGCUGGACGGGAGGGGGAACCCCCUGCCCGAGCCCUAUGAGGUGUCAAGGGACCUGGCCAAGGCUCCGGACAUGCAGGGGAGUCACUCCAUGCUCAUCUCCUCCGAGGAGCAGUUCAAGGUCUUCACCCUGCCCAAAGUGAGCGCCAAGACCAAGUUCAAGCUGACGGCCCAUGAAGGCUGCCGGGUGCGGAAGGUGGCUCUGGUGAGCCUGGCGAGCGCCGGCUCCGAGGAGCGGCAGGAGAACUGCCUGGUCUGCCUCACCAACCUGGGUGACAUCCACAUCUUCACCGUGCCUGGCCUGCGGCCGCAGGUGCACUAUGGCUGCAUCCGGAAGGAGGACAUCAGCGGCAUCGCCUCCUGUGUCUUCACCAAGCAUGGGCAGGGUUUCUAUCUGAUCUCCCCAUCCGAGUUCGAGCGCUUCUCGCUGAGCGCCAGGAACGUGACGGAGCCGCUGUGCCGGCUGGAGGUCUCCCGGCUCCAGGACACCUCCUGCCUCAGCAACAGCUCUAUGGCAACACCGAAGCUGCCGCAAGCCAACGGUACCCACGUCCUGUGCAGCCCUGAGGGACCACACUCACCCACCAACAGUGACCGGUCCCCUGAGGAGCACCCGGCUGCCUUCUCGCCCAGCUCCAUGGACUCCCCCAACAGCAGCAUGGAGAACCCUCUGGACACCACUGGGGACAUCACCGUGGAGGAAGUGAAGGAUUUCCUGGCAUCCUCAGAGGAAGUGGAGAGGAACCUGAGGAACGCCAGCGAGGACGAGGCCAGGCCCACAGGGAUCCUCAUCAAGUGAGGCAGCACCAGCCUCCCUGACCCAUCUCAGUGCUCGGAUUCCCGGGAUGCGCGACUCGACUGGACCCCCCCCCCCCCAUGUAACGUAGACUCGUCUGUUCUCUAACACCCACCGGCUCCCCCCGGUCCCCCCCGCCCGGCCCCGGGCUCCAUGGUGCACAGGACUCAUCCUGGGGGAGAUCCCGUUCCUCUUGGACACGCUCCAUGGCUCCAGAGCCAGGGGGAUGCUGCUGCUGAUGCUGGGGCUUGUGGGCACCCCCCUCAUCCCCUGGUUUGGUCCAUUGGGAAAGUGGGGGGCCGGGAGCCCCCGGGCAGGGCCCUCCCAUCCCCUGGUCUGUGUUUACAUGCCCGGCUCCCUGCAGUUUACAGCCCCAUCCCCAGCCUGCAGCAGCUCCAUGGGAUACCCCAUUCCCAGGGCAUCCCAGUGUGGAUCCCGCUGCUCCAAGGUGGGCACUGGAAGGCUUAAGCAGCCUGGGGUUUGGGGGGGUCACAGGUGGCCUUUUUCUCUUAGUGGCUUCUCCAAGGGCUAUUGUCCAGGUUGGGCUCGGUGCCUGCUGCUCCUUUGACACUAAUUCCUGCCACGGGUGGGGUUGGGAUGGGAACACACCAGCUCCUGGUCCAUGCUGGUGCUGGGAUGGGGGGAUACGGAUGGAAUACGGGGGUACCCCAACCCCUUCUUGCCCCAACCCGGGGGUCUCACUGUGCCAAAUCCCCCCCUGGCCUGCCUCAUCCUCACCGGGGGCUGCUGUGAUGCUGGCUCUGGUCCAUAGCACCCGUCCCUAUGUGGCUCUAGGGCUCAGCCUGGUACUUCCCCUCCCCUUUAGGGGAUGUGGGGCCAUUUUGGACCCCCCCCCCCCAGGCUCUCUUGCGGUACGUGUGUGGCUGGGGGGGCCGGGAAGGCUCUGUCGGGGCUGUAGCGUCCUUGGUAGAACCCCCCCCACUCAUCCUUCUGUUUGUUUUUUUGGUAAGAUGAAUUUAGCAAUGUUUAGUUAUUAAAAAUACUGGUUUUUAAUAUUGAAAAUAAAGCAUUUAAUAUCAA
Melopsittacus undulatus (budgerigar) is the source of this 4393-nucleotide messenger RNA. RefSeq names its product LLGL scribble cell polarity complex component 1 (gene LLGL1). Bases 200 to 3355 code for a protein of 1051 amino acids. NCBI's taxonomy places the organism in Eukaryota, Metazoa, Chordata, Aves, Psittaciformes, Psittaculidae. Gene Ontology annotation, cellular component: plasma membrane; cortical actin cytoskeleton; cytoplasm. Gene Ontology annotation, biological process: cortical actin cytoskeleton organization; regulation of Notch signaling pathway; regulation of protein secretion. Gene Ontology annotation, molecular function: myosin II binding; GTPase activator activity. The transcript has 23 exons. The record is from RefSeq and is a predicted model, not a curated record.